AUGUCGCUGAGUUCAGGCGGUUGGACUCACAGCCCUGGCUACCCACCGGACCAGUCCGCCGCCCUCCCCAGUCACUAUGGGGCCUCGCAGUCACAACUUGGCUGCCAAACCGUCCUUAUGUCGGUUCGGGUGUCGGUAUGCCAUUCUGGUAUUCGGCCGCUGUGUCUUCCCGGAGCAGGUGAUGAGUCACUCCGCCUGCAGCUCAGUAUGGACCCGGGGAAAUCCGGGGAAUUCCGGCUGUCGCUCCAGGACAGCUGCGAGACUGGACGGAGUGUGACCAUCGCUGAAUUUGAUUUGAGGACGGUAAACUAUGAGGUGAAGUCACCAAAGUGCCACGAGCUGAGUUUGGCAGCACCCCCACAUGACCGCAUCAGCUUCAACUUCCGCUGUGAGCAGGAGGCCCGGGAGUGGGCUACAGUGGUGAUGUCCUCAUUGAGGGAAGCACAAAGAGUAGCCCCUCAAGAUGAUGGUCCUCAGCUCCCGCAGGAUGGUCAGAACACCUUGGCUUUGCAACAGACAGAGGAAGCCUGCAUAGAGCUGACCCGAGCCAUAGAAGCAGGUGACAUGCAGUCUGCGUCUGUCUUUGCUGCCACACUCGCCCGACAAAAUGCCACGCUCAAGAUUUGUCCCUCUGCCAGAGACUAUGAAGACAGUGAAAUCAACUUGGCUGUUGCAGUUGAGGAUUGUUCUUCGUCCUGUUGUGUCACUGUGAAAGUUUACCCACAUAUGACUACCGCAGCACUGAAACAGCAGAUGUUUCUUGAGUAUGGCUUUCACCCGCGGGUGCAGCGCUGGGUGAUUGGCCAGUGUCUGUGCAGCGACCAGCGCUCUCUGGCCUCAUAUGGGGUUCGUCAGGACAGUGACACAGCUUUCUUGUACCUGCUGUCAGCCCGUCAUGCUCGCUUGACCCAUCAAGUCCUCCAGCAGGACCAGGAGAGUGCCCUCCUCCUUAGUCCUGCAUCUCUGUCUCUCCCCACUCCUCCCCUCCCUGCUACCUCUGCAAAUGGCCCCUCAUCUCUGGGCCGGAGGGCUUACACCACCCUGCCUCCUAGACUCCAUACCAGCAGCAACACUGAGAGAGGAAACAUCAGUGAGAUCAGAGAUCUCAUCAACCUAGAGAUGCCUCAACUCAAUGAAGCACUAAGCCCCAACACAGCCUCCACCCAGGGUUGGUCGUGCCCUUCUUGCACUUACAUUAACAAACCAACACGGCCGGGCUGUGAGAUCUGCAGUACAAACCGCCCUGAGAACUACGUCAUUCCGGGGGGAUACCGACCUGAUGCACUGGAACUCAGACGGAUCCAGCAGGAGAAGGAGGCUAUCAGACAGUACCAGCAGGCAAGGGAAGAGGAGCGCAGGGAGAAUUUUGCCCGGCUAGUGAUGAUGGAUGGACAGGACCUGCUGCCUAACCCAGAGCCUGUGGACUGUAGGAUCUGUUACGUGGACCUACAGCCUAGAGAGGGGGUCCUGCUCAGGGAGUGUCUCCACUGCUUCUGCAGAGAGUGCUUACGUUCAGUCAUCAUGCUGAGUGAGGAGCCAGAGGUGGCCUGUCCCUACAGAGAUGACACAUAUUCCUGUUCCUGCUCCCUGCAGGAGAGGGAGAUCAGAGCUUUGGUGCCAGCAGAGGAGUAUGAGCGCUGGCUGCAAAGAGGCCUGUCAGUGGCAGAGUCUCGAUGUGAGGGCAGCUACCACUGUGCCACCCCAGACUGUCCUGGCUGGUGUGUGUACGAGGACACAGUCAAUGUCUUCCACUGCCCCGUCUGCAGGAAACACAACUGUCUGAUUUGCAAGUCUAUCCAUGAGGGAAUGAACUGUAAGCAAUACCAGGAUGAUCUUGCAGCCCGCGCUAUAAAUGACUCUGCUGCUAGAAGGACAACGCAUCUACUCAAGACUCUUGUGCAGUCAGGGGAGGCAAUGCACUGUCCCCAGUGUGGCAUCAUUGUCCAGAAGAGGGAUGGAUGUGAUUGGCUACGCUGCACUGUCUGUCACACUGAGAUCUGCUGGGUAACCAGAGGACCCCGCUGGGGACCUAGGGGUCCUGGAGACACCAGCGGAGGAUGUCGCUGCAAUGUCAACAAUCAGAAAUGCCAUCCCAAAUGCCAAAACUGCCACUGAGAAUCUCAAGAGUGGUCAGUUUGUAGAAGAGAAUGAAAGAGUCAAACUGAAACAAACUAUUCUAAUAAUAAUAAUAAAAAAGUAUAUUUAAGUCGAAACUGCAGGAUUGUUACAUACAAUGCAUCUUGCUUGUUAUAACUGGAAAGACCUUCUAAAUUUUCUCUCAGCAAAUUUCUAACCACUAACUUGUUUCCCUUGGCUUUUCAGUGCCAUCAGAAUAACAUCAAUUAUAUGUUUUAAAUUAUACGACGCUUAGCUCUGCCUCUCACAAACAUUUAAGAUGCAAGCCGUGUGAUUUGAAGUCAGCGUUAUAACAGUAUAAAUGAAGUUAUCACAUCUGACUGUAAUGAUGAGAAGUAUGGUUACAAGUAUGCAGGGAAAACGUAUUAACUUUACAAUGAUUGCACUGUACAUCUAGCAAUACAGGUGUGUUGUUUUCUGUUUCGGUAGUUACAUACCAGGAUGCAUUAAAUUAAACUGAAGUGGCCUUAUUAUUGUGCCCCAAAGCUGUAGCAGGAUGUUUUAUGAUGACGCUUUUUGUGUUCUUUUUAUAUGCAAUUUUUCUGCAUCGACAUUGCAGAUCAAACAAGUGUAUGGAGUUAUUAGGGGUGCACGAUUCAGAAAAUGUCACGAUUCGAUUUGAUAUAGAUUUUUAGGCUCAAUAUUCGAUUCAAAAUCGAUUUUCGAUUCAAAAAUGAUUCUCU
This is a messenger RNA of Perca fluviatilis (European perch), 2819 nucleotides long. It is a transcript of the gene shrprbck1r, whose product is annotated as sharpin and rbck1 related. NCBI's taxonomy places the organism in Eukaryota, Metazoa, Chordata, Actinopteri, Perciformes, Percidae. Bases 1 to 2115 code for a protein of 704 amino acids. Gene Ontology annotation, biological process: protein linear polyubiquitination; positive regulation of canonical NF-kappaB signal transduction; proteasome-mediated ubiquitin-dependent protein catabolic process. Gene Ontology annotation, molecular function: ubiquitin-protein transferase activity; ubiquitin binding. Gene Ontology annotation, cellular component: LUBAC complex. The transcript is spliced from 14 exons. The record is from RefSeq and is a predicted model, not a curated record.